Messenger RNA from Dioscorea cayenensis subsp. rotundata (Guinea yam), 686 nucleotides. Its product is annotated as peptidyl-prolyl cis-trans isomerase FKBP15-1-like. NCBI's taxonomy places the organism in Eukaryota, Viridiplantae, Streptophyta, Magnoliopsida, Dioscoreales, Dioscoreaceae. Gene Ontology annotation, molecular function: peptidyl-prolyl cis-trans isomerase activity. The transcript has 6 exons. The coding region runs from base 54 to 509 and encodes 151 amino acids. The record is from RefSeq and is a predicted model, not a curated record. Gene Ontology annotation, biological process: protein peptidyl-prolyl isomerization.
CUAAAAAUAAUAAAUCUCAAAGCCGUAAGAAAGAAAGAGAGAAGAAGGUAUUCAUGGCGAAGCUGCUUCUCAGUAUCGCAUUCGCUGCCGCCCUGAUCUUGCUCGUUUCUGCGAAAAAAUCUGGGGAUGUAAAGGACCUUCAGAUCGGUGUGAAGUUCAAACCUGAAUCUUGUGACAUCCAGGCCCAUAAAGGAGACCGGAUCAAAGUACACUACAGAGGGACACUCACAGAUGGAAAGGUUUUUGAUUCCAGCUUUGAGAGGGGUGAUCCAAUUGAGUUUGAGCUUGGUGCUGGUCAGGUGAUCAAAGGAUGGGAUCAAGGAAUUUUGGGUAUGUGUGUGGGUGAGAAGAGGAAGUUAAAAAUACCAUCCAAACUUGGCUAUGGAGAUCAAGGAUCACCUCCCACCAUCCCAGGUGGAGCAACCCUAAUCUUUGAAACAGAACUUGUUGCGGUGAAUGGGAAAACAAAAGCCGAAGAUAAAGCAUCGGAGAGUGACACUGAGCUGUAGCAAACUGGAGUUUUGUUGACAUUAGUUCUUGCCAUCAUAAAGUUGCAGUUGUUAAUGGACAUUUUAGUUUAAAUGUCUAGGUUUUCACUUUCAAUUGAUCGUUCACGGCGGAAGCAGAUCUAUCAUUUUUAAUUUUCAAAACAAAUUAAUGCAGUGACAGAGUUGUUCUUUGAUGAA